Messenger RNA from Ceraceosorus bombacis, 862 nucleotides. NCBI's taxonomy places the organism in Eukaryota, Fungi, Basidiomycota, Exobasidiomycetes, Ceraceosorales, Ceraceosoraceae. The record is from the annotation of a GenBank genome assembly.
AUGGCUGGUAGCCGCGGAGCGACAGGAGAAAGGUGAUGGGAAUGCACGGAGCGGGCGCGGCGACGAUCUGACCAUCGUGGAUCGUAAUGGAAGGAAUCGUCUCGAAGAGAGCGAAGGUGUUGGCUUGAUUUCAAUUCACGACAACGGGGGCCAUAUCUCGUCAGCGUGAACCGCGGGCGCGACCACGCGAGUCGCGCGCACCAGCAAGAGUAGAUCUGUAAGUCAGACGAAGGUGGUGGUAAGAAGCUGGCAGUUCAACUGCUAUAUGGAUGUUGUCUCUAAGCGACUGCGACUGCGACUGCGGCCUCGUCUAGGGGGGAGCGCCACGGCUCGAGCUCGACGGACCAUCAGCAGCGCGUCUGGUACAAUAGGUCAGUAUAGCGUACCCUGCGUGCCCCGCGCGCGCACUCCGCAUAGCACGCGUCCCCCGGCAUUUAGACAGUCACGUGAGUGCGCUCCGACUCGAGCACUUUACUCGCGACUCGCGCAGAGUGCGCUGACGCCCUGCGGGUUCUCAAGUCCCGCAGAGUGGGCUGAUGCCCUGCGCCUUCGAGUUAGUUCCGCAGAGCGCUCUGACGCCCUGCGGAUUCGAGACCCGCAGAGCAGUCCCGCAGAGUCCUCUGAUGCUUUGCCCUCGCAAGUCCCGCAGGGUGGUCUGAUGCCCUGCGGGACUGGAUCGUGGAUGCGCUGCGCAUUCAGUCGCGCAGAGUUCUCUGAUGCUUUGCCCUCGCAAGUCCCGCAGAGUCCUCUGACGCCAUGCGGAUUUGAGUCCCGCAGAGUGGUCUCGCAGAGUGCUCUGAUGCUCUGCGGGUUUGAAACGCGCAGAGUUCUCUGCCGCCCUGCGGGUUCUCGAUUUCCGUAG